This is a messenger RNA of Nelumbo nucifera (sacred lotus), 2129 nucleotides long. Its product is annotated as glycerol-3-phosphate acyltransferase ATS12, chloroplastic-like. Gene Ontology annotation, biological process: phosphatidylglycerol biosynthetic process. The record is from RefSeq and is a predicted model, not a curated record. Gene Ontology annotation, cellular component: chloroplast stroma. Gene Ontology annotation, molecular function: glycerol-3-phosphate O-acyltransferase activity. Lineage: Eukaryota; Viridiplantae; Streptophyta; Magnoliopsida; Proteales; Nelumbonaceae.
UUCCUGUUACUGCUCACCGCAAUCUCUAUCCCACUUCUGCAUCUGGUCUUUCGCCUUCUCUACUCCCUUCGUUCUGUUUAUUUUAAUUUUCUCGAAUUACAGACUAUUCGGUUGACGUAACCAAGAAUAAUUUACCUUUUAUGCUCUGCAUUAUUGAACACAUCAUGGAAUGAAUCUCCACUCACAGUCCUUUCCUCAUCUCGGUUCAUCUUCUUUCAAUAGUAAACAUCAAAGAAAUCGAAAAAUCUCAGUGAUUAACUUCCACCGCUCUGCAGGAGUGGCUUUACUGAUAGGACUAAGGAGUGUUCAAGGCUUGUUCUUUUCAUUCUUGUUGGGCUAUGUUGAGUUUUUCGGCUGCGCCUUCUGUUUGUGGAACUUUUCCGAGGCUUAGGGUUUGUUCCACUUCGUUGUCUUCUACUACUUCGAAGGUUUCUCCGAUUUCUUAUUCUUUUUCUAGAUAUAGAGGGUUGGGUGUUCGGCGGUGUACUUGUACGUUUUAUUCGUCGUCGAAGGUCAGAUCCAUGGCGGAAUUGGUGGAAGAUAAAGAGCCGAUGGGUAAGAGGGGUUUGCCUGGAAAUGCGGCAGUUCUUGCCUCAGAUUCAGGGGCAGAGAAGGAAGUCAGCCAUUCACGGACAUUUCUUGAUGUUCGGAGCGAAGAAGAGCUGCUAUUGGGAAUUAGAAAGGAGAAAGAAUCUGGGAGACUUCCUUCAAAUAUUGCUGCUGGGAUGGAGGAAUUAUAUCAGAACUAUCGAAAUGCGGUUCUUAAAAGUGGAGAUCCCAGGGCAGAUGAAAUAAUAAUAUCGAACAUGGGUGUUGCAUUUGAUCGCAUAUUGUUGGACAUAGAGGAUCCUUUUAUCUUCUCACCACACCACAGAGCAAUACGAGAACCUUUUGACUAUUUCAUGUUUGGCCAAAAUUAUAUCAGGCCAUUGAUUGAUUUCAGGAGAUCAUAUGUUGGCAACAUCUCCAUCUUCCACGAUGUGGAAGAAAAGCUUCUGCAGGGCCACAAUGUUGUCUUGAUCUCUAAUCAUCAGACAGAGGCGGACCCAGCUGUUAUUGCAUUAUUGCUUGAAAAGACAAAUCCACAUAUUGCUGAGAACUUGACCUAUGUUGCUGGCGAUAGAGUUGUAACGGAUCCUCUCUGCAAGCCCUUUAGCAUGGGAAGGAAUCUCUUUUGUGUGUAUUCGAAAAAGCACAUGUAUGAUGUUCCUGAGUUGGCUGAGAUGAAAAGGCGAGCAAAUACCCAGAGUCUGAAGGAGAUGGCUUUGCUUCUUAGGGGUGGAUCACGGAUAAUAUGGAUUGCACCUAGUGGUGGUCGUGAUCGCCCAGAUCCAGUCAGUAAAGAAUGGUACCCGGCACCCUUUGAUGUUUCUUCAGUAGACAAUAUGAGAAGACUUGUAGAUCAUUCAGGUAUUCCAGGUCACAUCUACCCUUUAGCAUUGAUAUGCCAUGACUUAAUGCCCCCACCACCCCAGGUUGAAAAAGAAAUUGGAGAGCGGAGAGAAAUUUCGUUUCAUGGGGUUGGGUUAUCUAUAGCUUCAGAAAUCAACUUUAGUCAAGUUGCUACUCACCAUGAAGACUCUGAAGAGGCUAGGAUGGUCUUCUCACAGUCUCUCUAUAGUUCUGUAACUGAGCAAUACAAUGUGCUGAACUCUGCUAUACAUCAAGAUCAAGGACUUGAUGCAUCAAUAGCUACUGUCUCUUUGUCACAACCCUGGCAAUAGGUGGCUCUUGUAGCUUAUUGUGUUAUGCUCCUUUCUUAUCAGGUGAAGUUGGACACCUUUGAUCAGAUUUUUAUGCAUGUGAUUUUCUACACAAGGAAAGGAAGAUACUUUUUGGAAUUGAAACAUAUAAUUUGGAGAUGAAUCAUUGUUCGAGAUAAGCUGCCCAGUGUACAGAUUGUUUUCAUUCCCUGAAAUGCAACGUGCUUAUCUUUAACAAGUNCCGCCCCCCAUGUGUAGUAUCUCUUAUAUUGCUUAAUUGGAUUAACCGAUUAAAUGUUUCUAUUUCCUUUUAUAGGCUCAGUGGAGUCCAAAAUCUGUGUUUACUUUUGCUUUGGAUUUGACUGUCUUGUUUUUUCUGUGAGAAGUAAAAUGAUGUGGCCCUCACUUUUCUUUUGGGCAGACUAA